Molecule: messenger RNA, 1443 nt
Organism: Brachypodium distachyon (stiff brome)
Lineage: Eukaryota; Viridiplantae; Streptophyta; Magnoliopsida; Poales; Poaceae
Product: ribosome-recycling factor
Exons: 8
Coding region: 176-961 (261 amino acids)
Biological process (GO): translation
Cellular component (GO): mitochondrion
Molecular function (GO): ribosomal large subunit binding
Source: RefSeq, a predicted model, not a curated record
UCCGUUGGGAGGUCCAACGUACUCCUCUGGGUCAUCCGGCCGAGUUUUCCCCCAAAACCCAUCGAAAACCCUUCUCAGCCUCAAGCCCCGCCGCCGCCGCCGCCCCUCGCCGGCGAAGCCCGUAGAACCCUGAGAGUUCUGCAGACCCUUCUCGCCACUCUCUUCGUCUCCCCUCAUGGCGCUCCUCCUGCGGCGAGGCGCCACACUCGCCGCCCGCUCCCUGCGCGUCGCCGCCGCCGCCUCCUCCGCUUCCACCUCCGUCCACCGCCUAACGGCCGCCGGAUCCCUUGGCGCCGCAAGAGAGCUUCCCUCCACGCAGAUUUUCCUCUUCGAGGCCCGUAGAGGCUUCGCGAAGGGGAAGAAAUCGAAGAAUGAUAGUCGAGGUGAUACGGUUGAAGCCGUUCCUGACAUUGGACCAACUGUCAAAUCAACCGCGACCGCACAAAUGGAGACAGCUGUCGUUGCGUUGUCGCGAGAGCUGAGUAAACUUCGGACAGGAAGAGCAUCUCCCGGCAUGCUUGACCACAUCAUGGUAGAAACUGCGGAUACGAAAGUUGGACUGAAUCGCAUUGCUGUUGUUUCUGUCCUGGAUGCGCAUACCCUUUCAGUGAUGCCUUAUGAUCCAUCUUCAAUGAAGUCUAUUGAGAACGCAAUUGUUUCAUCUCCAUUGGGCAUCAAUCCAACACCUGACGGCAAUAGGAUUAUUGCACCUAUACCUCCGUUGACAAAGGAGAAUAUACAGGCACUGUGUAAGGUUGUUACUAAAUCUGCUGAGGAUUUCAAGCAAAGUAUUAGAAGAGCACGCCAAAAGGCACUUGAUACGAUAAAGAAAUCUUCAUCUAGCAUGCCAAAGGAUGAUAUAAAGCGACUUGAGAAGGAAGUUGAAGAAAUGACCAAGAAGUUCAUUAAGUCGGCAGAUGAUAUGUGCAAGGCGAAGGAGAAGGAAAUCUCUGGAAACUAGACCUGUCCAUGUGGUUGUUCUUUUCUUGUUAUGGUUUACUUUCCGCAACUUUUGUGUGAGGGGUGUUGUGGUACCGCAAUUGUGCAACCAUAUCAAAGAUGACAUUUUUUUUUCUUGUGCCCUUGUAGCUAUACCGUUAGCAAUUCAAAAUGGUGUGCUGGCCAGGGCAAGCUGGCAUGCGUUGCUGAUGAAACUCUGAUUCUGAUGUAAUUUUUAUUAGAUGAUCAGGGACCUUGUCCCGGGCUCUGUUUUAUUGAAAUAAAACCAAAACCAACAACCAUCCACCAGUGCCAGAUUCAAUAGUGUUCAAAAUGGAAUCAGAAUUACAUGCCGUACAAAUUCCAGCUACCGGAGCUUGGUUCUGUAUAUCAGCAACUCAGAACAGGAAGUAGGAUGGCAUGCCCACUGUUUGAUUCUGAUGUAAUGUCCAUUCAGGGAGUCAUGAAUCGAUACUUUAUGAAUCAAAUUUGAUAUACUCCGUA